AAUGCUCUUCGUAUCAAAUACCACACACUCAUAUAAACUCUUGACCUUUGCCUUACAACUAUCUGAUUCUGUUUAUAUGGCUGAGGAGUUUCAAGCAACGGCAGCAAUUUGCGGCGGCGGAAGCGGUGCGUGGUGGAACUCGCCGAGGAGUGUUAUGUCUCCUUCGGAUCACUUCUUGUCUCCUUGUUUUGGAGCUGCAAUCACUUCCAAUGAUUUUGGCUCUCAAGAGAACAAUCUCAAAUCUAGGAUGAAUUGUACGGACAACAACAUCGUUUUUGGGCAGCGAGAGGCGGAUUCCGACAGUGGAGGAAGCACCGUGACGAUUGACUCGACGUUGCAGAUGAUGGGUCUAGGGUUUUCCUCAAACUCUUCUUCGGACUGGAACCAAACCAUUUUACAAGAAGAAUUAAACUCAAGCUUCAUAAGGAGCUCACAAGACCAAGAUCAUAGCCAAGGAUUCUUAUCCACAACUACUUCACCUUAUCUUCUUAAUCCAGCUUGUUCUUCAUCUUCAUCAACUUCUUCUUCCCCAAGCUUGUUACGAAGCUUUUAUGAUCCCGAAUCGAGUCCUUACAACUUUGUCUCCACCACUAGUUGUUCAAUCAACGAUCCCCAACUCUCUUGGACUAAUAACAAGACAAAUCCUCAGCAUCAACCUGCUUAUGGACUAAUUAACAACUUCCCUAACAACACAAACUCUCGACCCUUUUGGAGUUCUUCAUCAACCACUAACUUAAACAACACAACGCAGAACAGUUUUGUAACCACUCCACAGAUGAUCUCUACUCGUCUUGAGGACAAAACCAAGAAUCAGAAGGCAAGAGGUCAGAGCGAGUCUUUGAAGAGAGCAAAGGAUAAUGAAUCUGCGUCUAAGAAACCGAGAGUUACCACGCCUUCACCGUUGCCAACUUUUAAGGUGAGAAAAGAGAAUCUAAGGGACCAGAUUACUUCAUUACAACAGCUAGUUUCACCUUUCGGAAAGACAGAUACUGCGUCUGUUCUCCAAGAAGCUAUAGAGUACAUCAAGUUCCUUCACGACCAAGUCACAGUUCUAAGCACUCCAUACAUGAAACAAGGUGCCUCGAUCCAACAACAACAACAGAUAUCUGGCAAAUCGAAGAAUCAAGAUGGAAGCGACAAUCAAGAACUAAGAGCACACGGUCUGUGUCUCGUCCCGAUAUCAAGUACUUUUCCGGUGGCAAAUGAAACAACCGCCGAUUUUUGGACACCAACGUUUGGGGGCAACAAUUUCAGGUGAUUAAAGAGAGAAGGUUGUGGUUGUCAAGACGGAUGGGAACAUAUGCUAAAUUCAGCUUGAAGACUCUAAAGCAUCAUGACAAUAAUGUUAAUGUAUUUUCUUCUUCUUCUUCUUCUUUUUCUUCUUUUUUGUCUUUUGAUUUGAUAUUUCGUAGGGGGUUUAUUGCUGAAUUUAGCAGAUAUGGGUUGUUAUUAUGUUGAAGAACCUUUUGUUCCUGUCCUUGUUCUUGAAUAUAUAAAUAUACAUAUUUUUUUUCUGUUGGUG
This is a messenger RNA of Eutrema salsugineum, 1522 nucleotides long. Its product is annotated as transcription factor bHLH112. Gene Ontology annotation, molecular function: DNA-binding transcription factor activity, RNA polymerase II-specific; protein dimerization activity; RNA polymerase II cis-regulatory region sequence-specific DNA binding. Gene Ontology annotation, cellular component: nucleus. The transcript has 8 exons. Gene Ontology annotation, biological process: regulation of transcription by RNA polymerase II. Bases 2 to 1258 code for a protein of 418 amino acids. Lineage: Eukaryota; Viridiplantae; Streptophyta; Magnoliopsida; Brassicales; Brassicaceae. The record is from RefSeq and is a predicted model, not a curated record.